Molecule: messenger RNA, 4720 nt
Organism: Bufo gargarizans (Asiatic toad)
Lineage: Eukaryota; Metazoa; Chordata; Amphibia; Anura; Bufonidae
Gene: PRMT7
Product: protein arginine methyltransferase 7
Exons: 18
Coding region: 136-2187 (683 amino acids)
Biological process (GO): peptidyl-arginine methylation
Molecular function (GO): protein-arginine omega-N monomethyltransferase activity
Source: RefSeq, a predicted model, not a curated record
UGGCAGGGUUGGCAUCGCACACGUGCUUCCGGUAUGUUGCACUGUGGGAAGAUGGCGGCCUCCAGCGUACCAGCAUUGUCAGUGUGGCAGAACUUUAGCUUCCAUUGACAUUGAGCGUUCGCAGGGAUCGGGAGGAUGGUGUUCUGUGGUCGGGUCAACCCCAUCACUGGGUCCUUGGACUGGAUAGAAGAGGAUGAGAACUAUGAUUAUCACCAAGAGAUUGCCCGGUCUUCUUAUGCCGAUAUGCUACAUGACAAGGACCGUAAUGAGAAGUAUUGCCAGGGGAUUUGCUCCGCAGUGAAGAGAGUGAAGGACAGAGGAGAAGAGGCCAUUGUUUUAGACAUUGGGACAGGGACUGGACUCUUAUCCAUGAUGGCUCUCACAGCCGGGGCGGACUACUGCUAUGCCAUUGAGGUUUUCAAGCCUAUGGCAGAUGCAGCAGUGCAGAUAGUGAAAGCAAAUGGCUUCAGUGACAAGAUCAAAGUCAUCAACAAGCAUUCAACAGAGGUGACGGUAGGACCAGACGGAGACAUGAUGCAGAAAGCCAACAUAUUAAUCACAGAAUUAUUUGAUACUGAGCUAAUAGGAGAGGGAGCUCUGCCUAGUUAUGAACACGCACAGCUUAAUCUUAUGCAGGAGCGUUGGGAAGCAGUCCCUCACAGAGCCACUGUUUAUGCUCAAGUAGUCGAGUCACACAGGCUCUGGAGUUGGAACAAGCUCUUACCCAUGCAGUUGGAUGGCAGAACCAUUCAACCACCACCUGAAAUGCAGAGCUGCCCAGGAGCCCCCUCAGUAUGUGAUAUCCAGCUGAGCCAGCUAAAGCCAGGAGACUUCAGACCUCUCAGUGACAUCCUGGUUAUCUUCAGAGUGGACUUCAGCAAGCAGGUCAGCAGUUCUUCGGCGUCUCAUAAUGUCAGCUUCACAUCUUUGGCCGGUGGAUCAGCCCAGGUGGUAUUGUCGUGGUGGGACAUUGACAUGGACCCUGAAGCUACAAUCAACUGCAGCAUGAAGCCAGGCUGGUUAUAUCCUGCAUUGCAUCCUGUGCCGUGGAGGGACCACUGGAUGCAGUGCGUAUACUUCCUGCCGGAGGAAUUAAAGGUGGCGCGAGAGGAGGAGAUUUGUCUCGCUGCUCAUCAGGAUGACUACUGCGUGUGGUACAAUUUGACAAAGCCAAGGGCAGCAGAUAAGAGUUCAUCAGACAGUCCUGCCUGCCGCUGUGGGGCUCACAUCAUGUGGAACCGUGCACGAUUUGGGGAAUUAAAUGAUCAAAGCAGAAUGGACAAAUACAAAGAAGCUUUAAAGAUGAUCCUGACGCCAAGCUCAUUGUGUUUGUGUGUGAGUGAUGGCAGCCUACUGCCCAUGCUGGCACAUUCGGUUGGGGCUUCACAGGUAUUCACCUUAGAGUCUUCUGCCAUGGCUCAGCAGCUUAUGGACAAGAUUUUGCAAAUCAACCACCUCAAAGACUCAAUUCACAUCUUACAGAAAUCUCCAGAUAAACUUACUGCGGCUGAUCUUGGGGAAAGGAAGCUAACUGCUCUGAUUGGGGAGCCCUUUUUCACCACCAGCCUCCUACCAUGGCACAACCUGUGUUUCUGGUACUCCCGUACGGCUCUGUCUGACAACUUGGCUGAGGACUGCGCCGUCCUCCCCAUGUCUGCUUCUUUAUAUGUGUUGGCUGUUGAAUUUAAGGACCUUUGGAGGAUCAGAAGUCCAUGUGGAAAUUGUGAAGGGUUUGAUGUCAGUAUUAUGGAUGAAAUGAUAAAGAAAUCUUUAGAUUUUCGCGAGUCUCGGGAGGCUGAGCCCCAUCCUCUUUGGGAGUACCCCUGCAGGGCUCUUUCUGAUCCCACUAAAGUUAUAACAUUUGAUUUCCGAGAGAAAGUCCCAACUGAAGAAAUGAAAGCGGAAGGUUCUCUGAACCUUGUGAGGUCAGGUCUGUGUCAUGGAGUAGUGCUCUGGAUGGAAUACCAGCUCACAGAGGAUAUUGCUAUCAGCACGGGACUGCUGCAGGUGACCGAUGAGACGGGCGACUGUCAGUGGUAUCCACACCGCAAGCAAGGAGUUUACUUUUUCAGCUCUCUCUGGAACCCGGGACCAUCCACAGCGGACAGCCACAGUGCGGUCACUUACCAUUUGACGUUUAAGCCACAAAUGGGAGACAUACAAAUGAGUUUCAUCCCUACAUCUUAGCAUUCAGAGUCUCAGAAUAUCCUGCUGUGCUCUCCUGGAUUUCCAUAUAUCCUGCCAGACCUGUGGCUUUUAAUUAUUCUUGUAAAAUAUUUGAAUAUGUCUCCCAAAAAGUAAAAUUAUUGACGGUCCGUUUCUCCUUAUACUGGCCUGAUUGUGGCUCUAGCUUCACAAAUCUGACCUUAGGACACUGUCUGUCAAGUAAUUGUCUUAUGGGUAUAAUCAUUGUAGACUGAGCCAUGAAUAUAUGUUUUAGUGUAUGUAUAUUGUGGACAUUAUUGGGUCCUUCUGUGGUGCUUACUGGUUUAUUAGUGGGAGGCUCUUAGCAGUUGUGACCAUGCGGAUUUGCUGGUAGUCUAGGUGAGGGGCAGGGAGAGCAGAGCAAUCGUAUCUUUUGUGAAGCUUUUAUUAUCAGGAGUAGUGUGAAUAUGAACUUUUAUUCUUCCAAGAGGUAGUGCCUUCUGCAUUGAACUUAUUUACAGCCACUCCCCCUCUGCUAAAGUGGGCAACACAGCAGUCACUCAGAGCAGACGGGAGAACUGUGAAGCAGCUCAAUACAGAGACCACGUCACAGUGAAUCCUUGCCCUGGAGCAGUUCCUGGCAGAAUAAAACGUCAUAGUCACACUAUUCCUGAUAAUAAAAGCUCCACAAAAGGUAUAUUUGUCCUACCUAGUGCAGUUUUACAUGGCCAAUCUUCUGACAGGUUCCUUUUAGGGUGCAUUUACACGACUGUGGCAUGUUUUGCGGUCCGCAGAUUGCUUAUCCGCAAAACAUGGAUACUGGCCGUGUGCGUUCCGCAUUUUACAGGGUCGGCACUAUAUAGAAAAUGCCUAUUCUUGUCGGCAAGAAUAGGACAUGCUCUAUAUUUUUUGCAGGGCCGCGGAGUGGAACAACACGGUGUGCUGUCCGCAUCUUUUGCGGACCCAUUCAUACGGUCGCGUAAAUGAGCCCUAUAGCCCAUUUUCAAAUAUCUUGCCAAUAAAGUAAAUGAGCAGGGGGUCCCCAUUCAGUAUACUGUUCUAUUCAUCCGGGCAGGAAGCAGCUCUGAAGGAUGUGGCACAUCUGUGCAUUAUAUGGUCAGACCCCUAAUUUCAGCGAGAACUGUUUAAUGUUACCGUUUGGACAGUCCCUUUUUUGUUAGGAUGAUUUCCAAGAUUAUGAUCACAUCAGGCUGCUGAGAGUCUUAUGGGCCCUUUACACGGGCCGACAAUUUCGCUCGUUAUCGAUGAUCUUGUGAUGUAAAUGCUCCGCCGUGCAGCACAAAAGACCACCGUUUGCCAGUGACAGAUAGUGCUGUGUGAACACUAUCUCCUGCCGGGAAACAACGAGCCUAUAUGGGGAAGAGCGAUGGCAUUAGCAGAUUGCUGGGAAAAAACGCUUCCUGCUAGAUCCUCGUCCCGUGUAAAGGGACCAUCAGUGAUCAGCUGUAAUCUGUUGAAUUCCCUAGAUGGUCUUUAAUUACCCACAGAGCCACAAUGGGAAAAUGAAGCAUUCCCGAUGUCCAUUGAUCUCAGUGGACUGUCUCUGUACUUCACUAUAUGCUGCAUAGUCCAGAGUGAGAAACGCUCUUUGUAACCACUCUCCACUCUGGCCUAAUAGAUGGGAAUCCUGAACCCCUAGAGUUCUGAAAAUAUAGAAGAAAACCCCUUCCCACCUUGGGGUGUGAUAUCACCUUGCUAGUCGUACCUGUGAACCUCUGUAUUAUUUCAGAUCAUUGAUGGCCGUGAGCCUAGGAGCUGCGCCCAUGCCGUUACUUGUGGGUGCCGUCUGUAGUAGAUGUCUGUAAUACUGGCUGCACCUAAGAAGCUCCAUCGGUGCCCGCAUGACCUGGUCGCAGGGUGCUGAUGGGUUUUUCUGGUGAGGCAGCUGUCACAUGCAGGAGUGGAAUGAAGGGAGAGGUGACCCACAUCUAUUACACAUGGCAUAGCCUACAGAUGUAGCAGGGUUAACACACAAACUCUUAACUCCAAUUUCUUAACUCAUCGCGUUAUCUUGAAACAAAAGCCAUUGAAAAGCAAUUGAAGGUGUUUGCUUAACGCAUUUAGUUUAGAUAACAUGUCUCCUAAAGCACGAGUGUUAACUCUACUACAUCUGUACAUGUCAUACAUAUUUAAAGUGGGAAUGUCCUUUAAAAAUCCCCAAUAUUUGCUAUAAAGAAACUGAACAAAAAUAACGUACAUUACCUAGAACAGGACAUCAUUCAUUGAAAUCGUAGACAUGCAUAGGACGAUAUGUACCAGGAUGGCAUGCAUAGGACGACAUGUACCAGGAUGGCAUGCAUAGGACGACAUGUACCAGGAUGGCAUGCAUAGGACGACAUGUACCAGGAUGGCAUGCAUAGGACGACAUGUACCAGGAUGGCAUGCAUAGGACGACAUGUACCAGGAUGGCAUGCAUAGGACGACAUGUACCAGGAUGGCAUGCAUAGGACGACAUGUACCAGGAUGGCAUGCAUAGGACGACAUGUACCAGGAUGGCAUGCAUAGGACGAUAUGUACCAGGAUGGCAUGCAUAGGACGACAUGUACCAGGAUGG